Molecule: messenger RNA, 3051 nt
Organism: Megalopta genalis
Lineage: Eukaryota; Metazoa; Arthropoda; Insecta; Hymenoptera; Halictidae
Gene: Pi3K59F
Product: phosphatidylinositol 3-kinase 59F
Biological process (GO): phosphatidylinositol-mediated signaling; autophagy of peroxisome; endocytosis
Cellular component (GO): phagophore assembly site; phosphatidylinositol 3-kinase complex, class III, type II; phosphatidylinositol 3-kinase complex, class III, type I
Molecular function (GO): 1-phosphatidylinositol-3-kinase activity
Source: RefSeq, a predicted model, not a curated record
ACUUUGUCUGUGGUACUAGAUAUGUUUUGUACAAGAAAAAUAUGUUAUCGGAAACGUCAUAGAUGUCACGAUGUGAUAAUUUUUCCACGAUUUCCAUCUGUCCAUUAAAAAUGUUUUCACGUAGUAUGCGCAGCUAUGCACGUACCUAAGUGUACCUAACCACGGAAGACGCGGUAGAAUAAUGUCGGAUGUAAAGUAGUCGAACGCGUUCAGCGUGGAAUUUCGUAAAUUAUAUUAUCAUGGAAGAUAUUAAUGAUAAGUUUUUCUACGUGUACAGUUCAUCUUUAGAUACGAAGAUACAAAUUAAAAUAGGAACAUUAGAAGGCAAAAGGCAAAGACCAGAGUAUGAUAAGUUACUUAUAGACCCCUUAUUAAAAUAUUCUGGUCUAUAUGGUGUUAAUGGCGGACGCGGAGAUUUAUCUGCCUCUCUACAGGUGUGGGCUAGUGGCAGACCUCUCGCUUUACCUGUCCACACAGCUUACAAACAUUUUACUUCACGUUGGAACUGGAAUCAAUGGGUGACGCUACCCAUUUCAUAUUCUGAUUUACCAAGGGAUGCUCAGUUAUGUAUAAGCCUUUAUGAUUGUGCCGGACCUGGAAGGCAACUCCCAGUGGGAGGUACCACAAUAUCUUUAUUUGGGAAACAUGGCGUAUUUCGACAGGGAAUGCUAGACCUCAGAGUGUGGCCAGGAGUAGAAGCAGAUGGUAGUAUGCUGUCUAGUACUCCAGGAAAAACUAGGGAUCAUGGGAAAGAACAAAUGCAGCGAUUAGCAAAACUUGUGAAGAAACAUAGAUAUGGGCAAAUGAAUAAAGUUGAUUGGCUGGAUAGAUUAACAUUCAGGGAAAUUGAACUGAUUAAUGAAAGAGAGAAGAGAGCAUCUGAGUAUUUGUACUUAAUGAUUGAGUUGCCAGAAGCUACCAUGGAUGGUAUACCGUACUCCAUAGUAUAUUACGAGAAGGAUGGAGAUGAAGUUGUACAACACAGAUCACAACCAGAUGUGGUAACCCUUCCUGAUUAUGAGAUUUUACAAGAAAAUCUUGUGGAAGCGAAACAUCAUAAAUUGGCUCGUAGUUUACGUAGUGGAGGACAUACGAGAGAAUUAAAACCAACUUCGAGUGUACGAGAUGCUUUAAAUAUAAUAUUAAGUUAUCCCCCGACAACAGCACUGUCUACCGAGGAACAGGAUUUAAUUUGGAAAUACAGGUUUUAUUUAUCCAGUCAAAAUAAAGCUUUAACGAAAUUUGUUAAAUGCGUGAAUUGGAAAGUUGUUGGGGAAGAACGACAGGCAUUAGAAAUGUUGGCACUGUGGGCUCCGCCGGACCCAGAAGAUGCGUUAGAAUUGCUUGGACCAGCAUUUACUCAUCCAGCUGUUAGAAGAUAUGCCAUAGCCCGAUUAAAUCAAGCCCCAGACGAUGACUUGAUGUUAUACUUGUUACAGUUGGUACAAGCUUUAAAGUAUGAAGAUUUUGAAAGUAUUAAAAGAGCACAUCAAAUUUUAAUGAAAGAAAAAGAAUCCGAAAAAGUUGAGAAAAUAGAUAGAGAUACUCAGAUUCAUGAUUCUUCUUCAACACCUAUAAUAAAUUUCAAUGAAUCGGAGAGUGGGAAAUUCUCAAUAAAUCAAGAUUCCCUUAUGGAUUUAGCAUCUUUUCUGAUCACUCGUGCAUGUCAGAAUACCACAUUGGCAAAUUAUUUUUACUGGUAUCUUUCAAUCGAGUGCGAAGAUCAAAAUGACCCAGCCAUAAGUGUGAAACAAGACACACGCGUUAAAGAAAUGUACAUUACCGUAAUGGCAAUGUUUUCAACAAUGCUAGCUCAAGGUAAUGCUAUUUGGCAAAAAAGAAGAGCAUUUCUCUCACGCCAAAAAAUAUUCAUCGACCAGUUAGUAGCACUUGUGAAAGCAGUUGCAAGGGAAAGCGGUAACCGAAAAAAGAAAACUGACAGACUCAGAGCUUUACUGGCAGAUCCUGAUCCAACUUUUAAAAUAAACUUUUCGAAUUUUGAACCAAUACCUUUCCCCUUGGAUCCAGAAAUUUGUAUUAAAGGCAUCAUUCCGGAAAGAGCGAGUCUUUUUAAGUCAGCACUUAUGCCUUCAAAAUUAACAUUUUUGACAACGGACAAUAGCGAAUAUAUUGCGAUUUUUAAACAUGGCGAUGAUCUGCGACAAGAUCAAUUAAUCUUACAAACAAUAGCACUUAUGGAUAAAUUAUUAAGAAGAGAAAAUCUAGAUUUAAAACUUACACCGUACAGAGUACUUGCAACAAGUACUAGACAUGGGUUUUUACAAUUUAUUGAAUCUACGACGGUUGCAGAAGUUUUAGCUAGCGAGGGUUCUAUAUUAAGCUUUUUUCGUAAACAUCAUCCUUCCGAAACUGGGCCCUACGGUGUUGUACCUGAAGUUAUGGAUACUUAUGUGCGAAGUUGCGCUGGUUACUGUAUUAUUACAUACGUGCUCGGUGUUGGUGACCGGCAUUUAGAUAAUUUGCUUUUGACAACUUCAGGAAAACUCUUUCAUAUAGAUUUUGGUUACAUUUUGGGUAGAGAUCCAAAACCUUUACCACCACCGAUGAAAUUAAGCAAAGAAAUGGUCGAAGCAAUGGGAGGUGUAGGAUCGGAACAUUAUCACGAGUUCCGAAAACAGUGUUACACUGCGUUUUUGCAUUUGCGCAGGCACGCGAAUUUAAUAUUAAAUCUAUUUUCGUUAAUGGUUGACGCCAGUGUACCAGACAUAGCGUUAGAGCCAGAUAAAGCUGUGAAAAAAGUUCAAGAUAAACUGCGUUUGGAUUUGAGUGAUGAAGAAGCAGUGCAUUAUGUGCACAAUCUUUUGGACUUGUCGGUGACAGCUGUGAUGGCAGCGUUAGUGGAACAAUUACAUAAGUUCGCACAGUACUGGCGAAAAUAAAUUUAAAUCAACAUACUGAUCACGAAGACUGUGUUCCUUCCUAUUGCAAUUAUAACAUAUUGUAUAUAAAUGACCAUACAUCUAUAAAUCUAAUAUAAUUUAUUGUAUUUUGGGAUUACUUUAGGUAAUAAAUCUUUGAUAAUAACAAAUA